GGCACACAAGAGAAGAAUUGCCAGUCUAGGAAGGUCCCAUCUGCAUUAAGAUGACCAGGGGGAAUUUCUGCAGCGUUCUGGUGACUGGAGCCAAUCGAGGUAUCGGUUUUGAACUGGUGAAGCAGCUCCUAGGACUGCCAAAACCCCCACAAUGGAUUUUUGCCACGUGCCGGGAUCCUCGGGAUGCAAGAGCGCAGGAGCUGAAAACACUGGCUUCCAAACAUCCCAACUUAGUGAUAUUACAACUUGAGGCCACCGACGAAGUGACCAUCAAGGCUGCUGCAAAGGAAGCCGAGGCCCACUUGGCUGGAAAGGGAAUCAACCUCUUGAUCAACAAUGCCGGCGUCAUGCCUCCGAGCACCCUGGAGUCAGUGACCCAGGAAGACAUGCUGAGUGUGUACAGAAUCAACGUAGUUGGGCCGAUGCUGGUAACCAAGGCAUUCUUGCCCUUGUUGAAAGCAGCUGCCAAGCAGAGCAAGGAGAAGGGAUGGUGCUGCAGCAAGGCAGCUGUUAUAAACACUUCCACAAUUGGCAGCUCCAUCGGGAACCCACCCAGCAUGAAUACCUUCCCCGUGAUCUCUUACCGCUGCGCUAAGACUGCGCUGAAUAUGCUUACACGGUGCCAGGCGCUAGAAUACAAGGAAGAUGGAAUCCUGUGUGCUGCAAUCCACCCAGGCUGGGUGAAAACUGAUAUGGGAACAGAAAAGGCAGAGCUGGAGGUGGAAGAAAGCGUUCGUGGAAUCCUCAACGUGCUCUCCAACCUCUCCGAAGAACAAAGUGGGAGAGUGGUGGAUUGGCAGGGGAAGCUGAUGGCAUGGUAAAAGGAAGCCACGUGGAAGCACAAUAUGGAACCCACUGGUAGAUGGGACCAAUUCAGAAAAAACUGCUCGAAAGAACAAUUGGGUCUCCUUUUCGCCCACAGCAUAUUUUAACAAUCAGACAAAAAAAAAACCCAUUUGUGCACAGCAAUCCCAUGACCCCCAGCUAAGUCACUGCGGGCACACCUAGCCCGAAUCUUCCUGGUCCCAGCAGGGACUUUUUUGCAUCUCGACGUGGCCCUUACACACUUUGCAGCCUACACAGAUCUUCCAUCAGUCAGCUGUAUGUAUAGGCAGGGCUGGAGGAGGUAGCGGGGGAACAGCACGGCCUGAAACACCCUGCUUGGCACAGCUGUAAUGGCAGGAAGCACAAGAGCAACGUUUCCAGUCCUUGGAACAAAAGUUCCCUCCAAUUUCUUCACAGGCCAACAAUAAGUGAGUCAUCUUUUAAUAGGAAUUCCCCACAGAAUGAUCUCUUUCGCAUGGGGAAGUUUACAUCGGGCUUAUUCAGCCCAUGAGGAUUGGAUCAGCUUCAUACAUCAGUUCUGGCCCCAUACUGCUUUGAUUCUUUAAUCCCGCACUUUGUCGAACCAAAGUGGUGUCUAUUUUCUAUUUCUGCACUAGAAAAAUGCCCCGUUUCUGCUGCAGGCUUUGAGAACUCUUCAGUUUCCACAGCCCUUCCCCUGAGGAAACUUACAAGGGCGCUGGGGAUCUUUUUUUAAUUUUAAAAAGAAAAAUUAAAAACGCUAAAAAAGAAUUGACUAAAAAGCACAGGAAAAACAGGUGAAAAUUUAAAAAUACCAAGUGGAAUUCAGGGCUGUCUGGAGAGUUUUUGUGUUAGCUGUAUUGCAGCACCCACCGCCCCCCAGUUGCAAGAGUUUUUUUUCUUUAAAAGCACCAACAUUACAAUGUUGCUAUUCAACUUUUUAAAAGAUUAGGAAAAAAAACUUAAUUGGUUGCUGUUCAAUCAGUCAAGACUCAGGGGAAUAAAGGGGAGGGCAAAUGACAGGGCCAGGCCUCACACCAAAGGAACCAUUCUGCACUUCACAAAAGCCCCAGUUUGACUUUGCUAGGAAAAAAACAUCAGGUACAUGCACAGGAAGAAAAGCUGCAGAAAAGCUGGGUAAAUAUCAGUUCUGCAGCAGAUCCAGCCUUUCUCUGCGUGGAAUGCAAAAAAGUCUGGGAAACAGUUUGGAAACUGAAUCAGGGAAUUUUGACCAUGCAUGCAGAAGUCUGGAGAGAAAUCGAUGCAGUAUGGUGCCAGAACUAAUGAAAAAGACCUGUGUGGAAAAGAUCAGUAUCUGGGAAUCUUAGACAACACGUCCCCUGUAAAAAUCAGAUUGCAAGAUGACUUUCACAGUCCUCAAUGAACCACAGAAAUAUGAAAGCCCAGCUUGUUACGAAUCAGAAACUAUUUCAC
Messenger RNA from Eublepharis macularius, 2238 nucleotides. Its product is annotated as C-factor-like. The transcript has 6 exons. Bases 51 to 821 code for a protein of 256 amino acids. The record is from RefSeq and is a predicted model, not a curated record. Lineage: Eukaryota; Metazoa; Chordata; Lepidosauria; Squamata; Eublepharidae.